This is a messenger RNA of Nezara viridula (southern green stink bug), 363 nucleotides long. Lineage: Eukaryota; Metazoa; Arthropoda; Insecta; Hemiptera; Pentatomidae. The record is from the annotation of a GenBank genome assembly.
AUGACUAGGGAUAUGUGCUCUGGCCGAGAACUUCGGCUGCCAGUCACCGCGGCGGCUCUGCGUAACGCACAGUGGAUUCACGUCCUGAUUUCACACUUCUUUAGAAAAAAAACAAAAUGCGAUAAACUGGUAGCUGAAUCACGAGAACUCAACACCUUAUGGAGAAAGGCAGGGGAGAAGCCAUACAAGUGCCAGUGGGCCGAGUGCGAGUGGAGGUUCGCCAGGUCGGACGAGCUGACGCGACACUACAGGAAGCACACCGGAGCUAAGCCCUUCAAGUGCCACAUCUGCGAGAGGAGCUUCGCCAGGUCGGACCACCUCGCGCUACACAUGAAGCGCCACCUCCCGAAGGCGGGCAAAUAG